This is a messenger RNA of Galleria mellonella (greater wax moth), 867 nucleotides long. Its product is annotated as FUN14 domain-containing protein 1. Gene Ontology annotation, cellular component: mitochondrial outer membrane. The record is from RefSeq and is a predicted model, not a curated record. The transcript has 3 exons. Lineage: Eukaryota; Metazoa; Arthropoda; Insecta; Lepidoptera; Pyralidae. Bases 116 to 637 code for a protein of 173 amino acids. Gene Ontology annotation, biological process: autophagy of mitochondrion.
UCUGAACAUAUUCUUUUUAAUCUGUGGUGAUCGGUCGAUAUAAUUUUAUAAACUUCAUUAUCUGCGUCUAAUUUAUUUAUUAUUGUUAUUAAAACCUUUUAUUGGUUUUCUCGUGAUGGCAAAACCAAAAAAAGAAGAUGCAUCUGAAGAUGCGAAGAAAAUCGUAGAUGAUGCAAAAAAUUUUAUUGAAAAGGCCAUAGCAGACAUUGGAAAAACUUCCGCAACAAAACAGCUAAUUUUAGGAACUGCGUCAGGAUGGAUAACUGGUUUUAUUACUAUGAAAAUUGGAAAGUUUGCUGCUGUUGGUAUAGGAGGAGGAGUUAUAUUGUUACAUAUUGCAAGUCAAAAAGGCUACAUUGAUAUUAAUUGGGAUAAAAUAAAUAAGAAAGUUGAUAAAAUCAGUGACAAAAUUGAAAAGGAAGCAACAGGAAAAUCUCCCGAUUGGUUUGAGAAAGUAGAACGAUUCGUGGAUCGAAAGUUGGAUAAGGCUGAAGAUUUGUUAAAGAAAAAAGAAGUUAAGGCCAAACGUUGGUACAAUAAUUUCACUGGAGAUGAUCAAUAUCGUGCAACCGAGACUCAUGUUUUUCUAGCAUCAUUUAUGGCAGGGAUGGCUGUUGGUCUUAUCUGUGGCAAAUAAAAAUGUGCUAUUUUUUAUUUUCUGAAAUGUAUGUCCAGUAAUAAGUAGUUUAAAUUUUGUUACAUUAAAUAAAAACCGUAUUAUUUUGAGUUAAUAAUUAUUAGGAUAACAAUGCGCAAUUAAAAAAAUCUAAUAUUUUCAUGCUUUCUGCUAUUUAUUUAUAAGUAUCUGAUGUAAAAUGUAAUAAGAAUAAAUAAAAAAAUGUUUAAAUAUAGUCAUAAUGAUAAUGA